Messenger RNA from Stegastes partitus (bicolor damselfish), 2540 nucleotides. It is a transcript of the gene kifc1, whose product is annotated as kinesin family member C1. The transcript has 17 exons. Gene Ontology annotation, biological process: microtubule-based movement. The record is from RefSeq and is a predicted model, not a curated record. Gene Ontology annotation, molecular function: microtubule motor activity; microtubule binding; ATP binding. The coding region runs from base 70 to 1968 and encodes 632 amino acids. NCBI's taxonomy places the organism in Eukaryota, Metazoa, Chordata, Actinopteri, Pomacentridae.
CAAACGGCCGGAGACGGUGGACUGGAGAGAGAUUAAUAAGGGGAGACGCAGUUUGUUUUUAAGCAGAGCAUGUCACGUUUGCCAGUUAUGUCAAGCAAAAGGGUUCUCACAAGCAGCAGCAGCAGCUCAGAGAAUGCCCAAGACUUUGCACCUGCUCAGAAGAAAAGCCGUAAGGACUCAGACCCGGUUAAACCAAAGGCAGCAGCCACAGUAAUCGGGGCCAAGAGGCCUCCUGUUGGCUCAACCAGACCACCUCUUUCUAAGCCAGCCAGAGGAGGCGGGGCUGCCACUGUGGCUGUGGGUCCUUCCAGAGGUGUCCUGAAACCAUCUGUAGCUUCCACUGGAGCAAAAGGAGGCAACAUGAAGCAACCUGUUGUAUCCACUGGUACAAAAGCAGGUGGGACUGGUGCCCCCCGACGGCAUGCGUGGGACCUGAAGGGAAAAGUCAGCGACAUGGAGGAUAAGAUCCGUAACUACCAGACCAGGGUCAAAUCUGUUAACCAAGAGAAUGAGGUUCUGAAAGGCUCGAUGUUCCAGAGCCAAAACAAAGUGGUUGAAAUGGAGCAACAGCUUAUAAAGCAGAGGAGCCAGAUCAGUGACUAUGAGAAGGAGCUCCAGGUAUUGUCAGGUGUCCGGGAUGAGUUGGAGAAAGUGUCUACUGAUAAGAACUGUCUUCAGAAGGAGCUCUCCAAUUUAGAGGGAAAGUACAAGGUGAUGGAGACUCUUCGAGACAGCCAAGAGACAGAGCUGCAGACUCUAAAGAUGAAGCUGUCAGUGCAGGAGUCAACACUGGCCCGUCUGCAGGCAACUCUCAGAGACACAGAGGAGGAGGUCCGCUCUCUCAAAGAUACUGUGGCCCAGCAGAAGGACGAGCUUCAUGCCGGGGAGAUGGAGCGCAGACAGCUGCACAACACCAUCCAGGAGCUUAAGGGCAAUAUAAGGGUGUUUUGCAGAGUGCGCCCACUGGUGGAUGGUGGCCUCAGUAAGCACAUCCAGUUCACACCCACUGACAACAAGACGGUUACACUGGCCAAAACAGAGGAGUCUCACACAGGUAAAACUGCAGACACUCAGAAGAAUUAUAACUUCAGCUUUGACCGAGUGUUUGGCCCCCAAGCUUCACAACAGGAGGUUUUUGAAGAGAUCUCACUGCUGGUGCAGUCUGCACUGGACGGCUACAACGUCUGCUGCUUUGCCUACGGCCAAACAGGAAGUGGAAAAACCUACACCAUGGAGGGAGAUGAGUUUGAUGAGACCAGAGGCGUCAUUCCCAGAGCCGUGCAGCAAAUCUUCAAAGCAGCAGAGAAACUGGGAGCUCAAGGCUGGGAGUUCACCUUCACAGCAAGCUUUGUUGAGAUUUACAAUGAGACCCUGCGAGACCUCCUCUACACCGGCAAGGCAAGCAAGAGACCGGAACACGAGAUCCGAAAGUCAACCAACAACGAGAUAACAAUCACCAACCUGACCUACGAAAAGGUCUCCUGCGAGGAUCAGGUUCUCGGCUUGAUUGCCUUGGCCAAUCAGAAUCGCUCCACAGCUCAGACAGCCCAGAAUGACCGCUCAUCUCGCUCCCACUCAGUCUUCCAGCUGGAUAUUGAGGGAGUGCAUGCUGGCAGGGAUGUCAAAUGCAAGUCCACUCUGUGCCUGGUGGACCUGGCUGGCAGUGAGCGAAUGGUGAAGAGUCAGUCUCAGGGUGAGCGCUUCAAAGAGAUGACUGCCAUCAACGGCUCCCUGUCCAACCUGGGGAUCGUUAUCGCCGCGCUGGCCAACAAGGAGAGCUACGUUCCGUACAGGAACUCCAAGCUCACCUACCUUCUGCAGGGCUGCUUGGGAGGAAACAGCAAAACACUGAUGUUUGUGAACAUCGCCCCGGAGACAGACAGCUUUGGAGAAAGCCUCAACUCCUUGCGGUUUGCCAGCAAGGUCAACGAUUGCGUAAUUGGAACUGCAAGCGCAAACAGGAAGUAGAUCGAAGUUCCUGAACAGCUCGACUUUCUUUUUUUAUGUUUUUACCAUUAUGGUCACACCAGGAAGAGUUCAGUGUCACCAUUUCAUGCUUUUGACUAACCAGUUGUGCAGUUUGACACACACUCUGGCGCAAGUCAGUAAGAACCAAAAACCCUUGUAUAUUCUCAGGGCCUUCAUUACUAAUCAUUAACACAGGCUUUUAAAAAUUCUUCACACCUUCAUGUAAAUCAAGUGGAUGUGGACAUGUUCAUACUUAUAUAGUCUGAAUUAUUUUUAAACACUUAUAUGGGCUCUCUAGGCUUCUUGACUAAAGAGGUCAUUCUCUAGUCGAGACAUUUAAUCUUCAUGUCCUGUCAUAUUUUGAUAAAUGGACCCAUAAAGGUCUGUUUUUAUUUAAUUUUCGCAAUGUAAUAUGUGUAGCUUGCAGAGACUGCAGAUACAUGUAGUGUGAUUACUCAUACAGUGGUUUGUUUUUUUCGUUCUUGGUAACGUGAUUUUUUUCAAACUCUUUUAUAUGUACUCUCUGGCCCACCACACUGUAAUAAAGACAUUCAGUAGAUGUGCUACUUUAA